This is a messenger RNA of Sclerotinia trifoliorum, 383 nucleotides long. NCBI's taxonomy places the organism in Eukaryota, Fungi, Ascomycota, Leotiomycetes, Helotiales, Sclerotiniaceae. The record is from the annotation of a GenBank genome assembly.
AUGGUAGCAAUAAAGGAUUCAAAGGUGGAAGCCAUGAUGAGCCAAGUAGAUUUCAAGGAUCCUGUACUGUCGGAAGGACACGAGAGUUUAUUGAAGGCUUUUGUGAGAGCUCACCCAAAUAGUAAAUUCUCAUCUAGUGAAAGGGACCAGAGAUGCUGUACGUUUCCCGCAAAGCAAAAAGCAACAAACUACUAAUAUGAACGACAGCAAGUCUAGCAAUUUUGCUCCACGGACCGAAAAUCACGGAUAAGUCUCUCACGGUGAAAGCGCUCGUGUCUCACGUCAAUAGACCACUAUACACCAUCACUUGCACGGAUUUUGCACGAGAACUGGCUAAUCAUUUCGAGCGACACAAAAUGAAAUUGCAUUAUAGCAAAUCCUGA